GGCGGGGUUUCCUUGGAGACGGAGAAGACGGAGAGCAGCACGACAAGCAGACUUCUGGUGACACAGGCCAGAUUGACCGACAGCGGAAAUUACACCUGCAUUCCGAGCAACGCGAAUCCAGCCAGCGUAAUGGUCCACGUGCUGAAUGGUGAACAUCCAGCGGCGAUGCAACACGGCGGGAGCUGCGGCGUCACGCCGACCAUUCUACUUCUAGCGACCUUUACCCUGGUGAUCUCGAAUCUGCUGAGGUGAGCUGUAUCCUCGUGAGCUGCACGACUUGGAUGGCCCCGGACUUGGAUGGUCGAGCUCGUCUCGUGGACCGAGAGAUCCGUACGUGGCACGCAGGUACCAUAGAGAUCACCGGGCAUCGUUGAAAACCGGAAAAGAAAAGAAAAGAAAGGAAAAGAAAAAGAGAAAGAAAAAAA
Molecule: messenger RNA, 425 nt
Organism: Heterotrigona itama
Lineage: Eukaryota; Metazoa; Arthropoda; Insecta; Hymenoptera; Apidae
Source: the annotation of a GenBank genome assembly